This is a messenger RNA of Saccharomyces kudriavzevii IFO 1802, 1029 nucleotides long. RefSeq names its product Pex14p (gene PEX14). The coding region runs from base 1 to 1029 and encodes 342 amino acids. NCBI's taxonomy places the organism in Eukaryota, Fungi, Ascomycota, Saccharomycetes, Saccharomycetales, Saccharomycetaceae. Gene Ontology annotation, molecular function: signaling receptor binding. Gene Ontology annotation, biological process: protein import into peroxisome matrix, docking. Gene Ontology annotation, cellular component: peroxisomal importomer complex; peroxisomal membrane. The transcript has a single exon. The record is from RefSeq and is a predicted model, not a curated record.
AUGAGUGACGUGGUUAAUGACGAUCGUAAGGAAUUGUUCGAUUCGGCAGUGUCCUUCCUGAAGGAUGAGUCCAUCAAAAAUGCUCCACUUCUGAAGAAAAUCGAAUUUUUGAAAUCCAAAGGAUUAAGUGAAAAGGAAAUUGAAAUAGCCAUGGAAGAACCUAAGAAGGAUAAAAAGUUUAAGGAGGGAAUAUCGAAAAAUAAUGACAGUUCUGUGAAUAGGACAAACCCGCAGGAUAUGUACUUUUAUGAAGCGAUGCCACCAGCGCUGCCCCACAGGGAUUGGAAAGAUUACUUUGUGAUGGCUACAGCGACAGCCGGGCUGUUGUAUGGUGCGUAUCAAGUAACUAGAAGGUACGUGAUACCAAAUAUUUUACCAGAGGCAAAGAGUAAAUUAGAGGAUGACAAGGAAGAAAUCAAAGAUCAGUUCGCCAAAAUCGAUAAAGUCCUCAAUGCCAUCGAAGCAGAACAGGCAGAGUCUAGAAAACAGGAAAGCGAGACGCUGAAGGAACUCACUGGCACUAUCGCUGAGUUGCAACAGGUGCUGACGGAAACAACAAGAAGCAAAGAAAAGAUUGAAGACGAAUUCAGACUGGUUAAGCUCGAGAUGACCAAUCUACAAAACACCAUUGACAAAUUCGUCUCGGACAACAGCAACAUACAAGAACUAAAUAAUAUACAGAGAGAAAUGGACUCGCUCAAGAGUUUAAUGAAAAAUUGUACGGAAUCUGCUAACACUCACGACAAUAGAUUAUUCUCCAUGUCUCCCAAUGGCAUACCGGGAAUAGACGCGAUUCCCUCUGCGUCUGAGAUCCUAGCCAAGAUGGGCAUGCAAGAAGAAAACGAUAAGGAGAAAGAAAAUAGUGACAAUACAGGCAACGAGGCAAACGCUGUUCCAGCGUGGAAAAAAGCGAGGGAGCAAACUGUUGACAGCAACGGCUCCAUCCCGGAAUGGCAGAGAAACACGACCAGAAAUGAAAUCAGCGUGCCAGAUUGGCAAAAUGCACAGCUUGGGGACUCUACCCCAUAG